CAAGGCCACCCUGUUCCCAGGAGACCGCGACGCCCGCGGGCCGGGAGAAAGCGAGUUGCGGCGGGCAGUCGCUCGGGAGCAUGGCGCAGCCGCACAAGUCGCCCGCGCCCCAGAGGAGGUCCUCCGAGGACCAGCCGCGAGACGCAGGCGCGGCGGCGCAGGACCUGAGGCACCUCAGAGAGUGGCUCGGCAAGCAGCCGCACCUGCCCGCGGUGGACGAUGACGUCUGGUUGGAGAGGUUCCUGUACGGCUGCAAGAACAGGCUGUCCCGAUGCAAGGAAGUCCUGGACAUGUACUUCACCGUGCGGGGUGCGGUGCCCGAGUUCUUCAAGAACAGAGACCCUGCUGGAGAAGACAUACGUUUGAAUACGGAAACAAUCACCGGGACUGCGUCCGGCCACUGUCUCGGGGCAGAGCGGAGCCAGACUCCGGCCUGGCCUCGGGCCACAGCUGGUCGCUGGGAAGCCCGCGCGGGAGACGAGUUUGCUCGGACUCGCACUCGCUGGUGCAGGCUAACUCAAUACCGGCUCUGCAGUUCCAGGAGUUGGUGGAAGUGUCCAGAAGAGGACUGGCUGGCGAGAGCUGGCCUCGAGCGGCGCGUGUCCCGGAGUGUAAGCUCGGCCGGGCGGCCUCGCGCCGCUCUUAUAGCCGCGGCGGGCGCGCGCGGGCCGCAGUCAGCUGCAGCCAUGCCGCAGGGAGGAGCCUCGCUGCUGCAGCCGCCGUCGCCCGCCACGCAGCGGCGCAUGCGCGACAAGCUGGCCGAGGACCCGGCCGCCACGCGGCAGCACGUGGCGCACCUCCAGGAGUGGCUGCGGCAGCAGCCCCACCUGCCGGACGAGGAGGAUGAGGCAUUCCUGGAACACUUCCUGUACGGCUGCAAGAACAGGCUGUCCCGAUGCAAGGAAGUCCUGGACAUGUACUACACCGUGCGGGGUGCGGUGCCCGAGUUCUUCAAGAACAGAGAUGCAACCUCCAAGAGUUUUCAAGAAUGCUGUGAAGUCGUACAAUUUUUGGUACUACCGCGCAUGACCCCUGAGGGCUACAGGGUGGUCUUUAUGAAGAUGCGAGAGCUGGACCCGGCGAGGUUUGAAGUAGAAGAGUCCAUCAAGAGAGCCUUCAUGGGCUUCGACCUGCGCCUGCGCGCUGAGAAAGUUCUGGGAGACGUGCAUGUGUACGACGCUACGGGCAUCACCUGGGCCCACCUCAUGAAGUUCACACCCACCAUCCUCAAGAAGCUCAUAGUCUGCAUCCAGGAUGCUUUGCCUAUUCGCAUCAAAGCAAUGCACUUCGUCAACGCGCCAGUAUUUAUGGACAAGUUUAUUGCUUUCCUAAAGCCUUUCUUCAAACCCAAGCUAAGGAAAAGGUUGUUCGUGCACUCGCAGGGGGUCGAGGCGCUUCACGAGUUCUACCCGGCGAAACUGUUCCCGGCGGAGUUCGGCGGGACUGCGCCCGGAGCCCAGGAGCUCAGCGGUACGUUACCACCACAUUAGGGAACACAAUACUUGGUUUAGUUUGGGCUUUUACCCACCGUUCUUUACGACAGAGCAGUCUGCAAAAAAAAUCAAUCUCACGAACCUAAUUAUAUGCCUGCACUUUAAUUAAGUGAGCAGAGUGUCUAAACUUUCCUAGAUCAUCCUGGGUCCUAUCAUUAAUUUUUGGAGAGGAUUUAUAAAA
Molecule: messenger RNA, 1674 nt
Organism: Bacillus rossius redtenbacheri
Lineage: Eukaryota; Metazoa; Arthropoda; Insecta; Phasmatodea; Bacillidae
Exons: 8
Coding region: 81-1490 (469 amino acids)
Cellular component (GO): membrane
Molecular function (GO): phosphatidylinositol bisphosphate binding
Source: RefSeq, a predicted model, not a curated record